Messenger RNA from Vombatus ursinus (common wombat), 1723 nucleotides. It is a transcript of the gene CUNH12orf43, whose product is annotated as chromosome unknown C12orf43 homolog. Gene Ontology annotation, biological process: negative regulation of Wnt signaling pathway; Wnt signaling pathway; Spemann organizer formation. The transcript is spliced from 6 exons. Lineage: Eukaryota; Metazoa; Chordata; Mammalia; Diprotodontia; Vombatidae. The coding region runs from base 98 to 1084 and encodes 328 amino acids. The record is from RefSeq and is a predicted model, not a curated record.
GCCCAGUGCGCCUGCGCAGACCGACUGAGCGACCCGGGAGAAACUGAGGCAGAGGUCCAUAGGCCCGAGUGAGGAAGCCACCCGUCUCUUUUUAUAAAUGGGGAAACUGAGGCACUGGGACCAUAAAACAUAUGGGAGCAGGGAGGCUUCUGAAAAGGAAAGUGACCCCCAGGAUCACCCAGUGAAGGUAGUAGCAGAGCUAAGACUCGAACCCAAGACUGUUCAGACACCCUUCCUCUCCUUCAUGAGACCAAAGAUCUGGAGCUGGAAGAGGCCCCAGGGACCACGUGGUCCCGCUCCUCAUUUUACAUCGAGCCCCAGAGAUAAGCAGCAAAGGGCUGAAUUCGAACCCAUGCCCUGUGUGAGCCCAGAGGUUACAGCUAAGGACCAUUUGCCAUCUGCCCGGCCAAGCCUCAGACACAAGGUGGAUGAGCAUGAGCAAGACGGGAAUGAGCUGCAGACCACUCCAGAGUUCCGGGUUCACAUAGCGAAAAAACUGGGAGCCUUAUUAGACAGCUUUAUCGCCAUUUCAGAAUCCGGCCCCAGGCCCGCGCAGGCUGCCGUGCAGACAGCUCCCGGGGAGGACGAUGGCUUCCGUCUCUUCUUCACGUCCGUCCCAGGCAGCCCAAAGGACGCAGCUCCUCCCGUCAGGAGCAGAAAGCGGCCUCCGUCCAGUUCUAGCAGUGACUCAGACAGCGAUGAGGAGUGGAGGAGAUGCCGGGAGGCGGCGGUGUCUGCGACAGACAUUCUGCGGCCUGGAGCCCUGCCUGCCCAGGAGGCCCCCGCGGAGCAGCAGUUGCCCAGGAAGAAGAAGAAGAAGAAGAAGAAGAAGAAGAAGAAGAAGAAGAAGGGAGAGCAGCAGGUCGGGCAGGGGAAGGAAGCUGGUCCCCGGGGGACCCCGGAGAAGCAGCCUCGGCCCCUGCCCCUUCACAGGGAGCCAGAAGGGGGAGAGGCCCAGCACAAUGGGGGCCACACACCGCUCACCACAAAGAGAAAGAAAAGGAGGAAGAAAAACCGAACGGAGGAAAGCGAGGCUCUGCCGUUCCCAGCGCAGAAGGGCCGAGCGGCCAGUACCUCUGAGUAACUCCGUCGUCAGCAGCGGCGCCUGCCUCCAGCAGCCGCUGCCACUCUAGGCCCGGGUCUGUCAAAUGAGGAGGACACCCCUCCCCAGGAAGAGGGACGCAGCAGGCCGCUCCCAAACGGGCCCAGGGCUGGAGAGCUGUGGGCUUUCCUGGGAGCCACGGCGGCCCUUCCCUCCAUGCCCUCUGGCCUCCCUUCAUACCCGUUCUCUGCCUGGGCCUUGGGCACGGCCUGGAGGAGCACUGGGAGGGCACCCUGGAGUUGUGGCGAGGCCUGGCCACCAUCUGCAUCGCUGGACUCCUCGGGGGCCCUCGGCCGCUUGAGGGCAGGAGCCUAAUAAAGCUCGUGGUCAGCAGCGCCCUGGUGCUCUGGCUCCUGUUCCAUCAGGCUGGGGUCCUGGCUGAGGGUCACCCAAGAGGGACUGGGCAAUCCCUUCUUGUCCCUGAAGCCGCUCUGGGUCUAGCAACUGGAGAGACCCAGCCGUGCCUGGGACAGGACCCUGUGGAAUCACUGCGGAAAUACUCCAUGUGCAUUCUCUUCCUGCGUCCUCCCCUUUCCCUCUUCACUCCCCAGCCCUGUGAGCCCCUGAGGACUUUAUUUGUUUUCUGAAAAAAUAUAGAAGUUUCCUGAAGAUUCCUGAAAA